GGAGCCCAAGCCCCGGGAUUCCCAGCUACUCCUGUUCUCUGAGCAGGACUGAGCACAGACGACUCACCAUGGAGCUGGGGAUGCGCUGGGUGGUCCUGGCUGCUCUUCUACAAGGUGUCCAGGCUGAGGUGCAGCUGGUGGAGUCUGGGGGAGGCUUGGUGCAGCCUGGGGGGUCUCUGAGACUCUCCUGUGCAGCCUCUGGAUUCACCUUCAGUAGCUACUACAUGAGCUGGGUCCGCCAGGCUCCAGGGAAGGGGCUGGAGUGGGUGUCCGGUAUUUAUAGUGAUGGUAGUAACACAUACUAUGCAGACUCCGUGAAGGGCCGAUUCACCAUCUCCAGAGACAAUGCCAAGAACACGGUGUAUCUGCAAAUGAACAGCCUGAAACCUGAGGACACGGCCGUGUAUUACUGCGCCACAGACACAUUGAGGGGAAGUCAUUGUGGGGGCUCCUGGCUGAAGUCCUGCAUGAGAAGCCCAGUGAGCCUGGCAGCCCCCCAGGACCACAAGCGGGUCACAGGGAAGGACGCCAGUGAGAGGGGACGGGAUGUCUUUGUGUUUGCUGGUGUCCAGGCUCAGGUGCAGCUGGUGGAGUCUGGGGGAGGCUUGGUGCAGCCUGGGGGGUCUCUGAGACUCUCCUGUGCAGCCUCUGGAUUCACCUUCAGUAGCUACUACAUGAGCUGGGUCCGCCAGGCUCCAGGGAAGGGGCUGGAGUGGGUGUCCGGUAUUUAUAGUGACGGUAGCACAUACUAUGGAGACUCGGUGAAGGGCCGAUUCACCAUCUCCAGAGACAACGCCAAGAACAUGCUGUAUCUGCAAAUGAACAGCCUGAAAACUGAGGACACGGCCGUGUAUUACUGUGCAGGAGACACAGUGAGGGGAAGCUGCUGUGAGCCCAGACACAAACCUCACUGCAGGGUCACAAGGUGGGUGCCGGGGGCACACAUGACCCACCAGGGGGCGCACCUGAUCCACCAGGUUCAGAGGCUUGAGGAGCCAAAAAGCCCGGAAGACAGGCUUAAAGAGCAGGUCAAAGAAAUCAUCGUCCUCUCUCCUGGUGGAAGUGUCCCUCCCUCGGGGACCAAGGCCAUAGGCCAGUAG
Camelus dromedarius (Arabian camel) is the source of this 1100-nucleotide messenger RNA. Its product is annotated as immunoglobulin gamma-1 heavy chain-like. Gene Ontology annotation, cellular component: blood microparticle. Gene Ontology annotation, biological process: immunoglobulin mediated immune response. The coding region runs from base 69 to 1100 and encodes 343 amino acids. Lineage: Eukaryota; Metazoa; Chordata; Mammalia; Artiodactyla; Camelidae. The transcript has 5 exons. Gene Ontology annotation, molecular function: antigen binding. The record is from RefSeq and is a predicted model, not a curated record.